AGCGCACCCUGCUCGCAAGGUGGAACAACAGGUAGGCGCCAAGCAAGCAAGGCAGGCUGGCGUCCUGGAGGGGUUUUACGCUGAAAGUCGACAUGAACAUUUCUGGGUAGGAGCACUAGCGGAGCACAGCGUCUACUGCUGGCGUUUUGAUUGUGAUUUUCAUUAUUAUUUGGCGACAAACGCCACCCAAAGCUUGUUGGAGUGAAUGCAAAUAACUGCACAGGACGUCUGAGAAUGUGCAAGUUGCUUUAAAUUUUUCGCCUGAGAGAGACACACACUUGAAGACGUGGGACACUCCUUGACCCAGAUCCCCUGCAGGAGGUCAUGGACGUUUUACGCAAGUCUUCAGUGUUUGCAGCAGAGGUCCUGGAAGUAUUUGACCGAUCUUUGACCGAGAAAGAGCUGGUGUCCCAGUCCAAAGCCUUGUGUCGGGACUACAUUCUCUCCAGGCUCAACCAGAACGGACUGGGAUGGUCCAAAAGUGAACUCAAUCUACAGCCUUCGAACUCUACUCUUGCCGAGGUGUCUUUUGUGCUUCUCUGUCUCGGUGAUGAGCUGGAGUGCGUAAUGCCCAGUUUGUACAGGAACGUAGCCCGGCAGCUCAACAUUUCCGUUGCCAUGGAGAACAUGGUUUCGGACGCUUUCAUCGGGGUGGCAACAGAGAUCUUCUCCACAGGUAUAACGUGGGGCAAGGUGGUCUCCAUGUACGCAGUAGCAGGAGCCCUGGCGGUGGACUGUGUCAGACAAGGCCAUGUGAGUACAGUUCACAUCAUCGUGGACAGUCUCGGCCAGUUUGUUCGCAAGUACCUGACUCAUUGGCUGAAGAGACGAGGAGGCUGGGUGGAAAUGACAAAAUGUGUGGUGAAGAAGGACCUCGGCCAUGAACACCACUGGCUUUCCUCGGCCCUGGAGUCUCUGCGCUACUUCCUCACCAUGAUGUACGUGUACAUCAUGAAGGACCAGUGACCCACACCGCCCCCUUGGAACCUUUAUUGUUUUGAUACCACAUGCCAAUAAAAGACAUCCGGCCCCGGUGAUCUGACUUUUUGCUGAAUGGACAUUGACAAAUGUGUCAUCAGCAUCUUUUGGCUUCUGUCACAUGACUCUGCACGUGAUUGCGCUUCAUCCAAAGGGUAGUCGCAGCGGGAGCUAACAAUUUGUAACACACACACACACACACACACACUGUUCUUCUAUGAAGUCGUGGUGGAUCUCUGCAUUGAGAUGUGGCAAAGAGGUAUUUAACUGAGGCCUUUACACCUCAGCACGCUGCAAUAUCCUAUCUCCUGCUUACAUCUAAUGGCUUUAAUCCAUAAUAAUUUCACCAAGAAAUGCUGGGUUGGUCUUUCAGGGUCCAGUUUUUUGGCCAAAGCACGUCUGCACAGAGAACUUGUGUGCAUAUUUUAUUGGUGUGUUUUCCUUAACUUUUAAUCUGUAAAUAGAUUAUUUAUGAUUUUAUUUUUUCAACAAUUAAAGCCAUAGCAGUAUAAAAAACUCUUCAGAAUGUUGGUGUGAUAUGCUUGGUGUUUUUUUUCUCCUUCUACAGUGUUAAUGUGUAUUUGUAUGAUUGUUUUUUCUGCAAUAAAUCAAAAGUUUUACUUUUUAAAUUCUUUUCUCAUUGAUCCAUUUUCUA
Molecule: messenger RNA, 1633 nt
Organism: Dunckerocampus dactyliophorus (ringed pipefish)
Lineage: Eukaryota; Metazoa; Chordata; Actinopteri; Syngnathiformes; Syngnathidae
Product: bcl-2-related ovarian killer protein homolog A-like
Exons: 5
Coding region: 325-966 (213 amino acids)
Biological process (GO): regulation of apoptotic process; extrinsic apoptotic signaling pathway in absence of ligand; intrinsic apoptotic signaling pathway in response to DNA damage
Cellular component (GO): mitochondrial outer membrane
Molecular function (GO): protein homodimerization activity; protein heterodimerization activity
Source: RefSeq, a predicted model, not a curated record